UCUGCCGCGGGCGGGCAGCUGUCGGCAGCGCACCGUCUGGGGGCUCGCGCGGGGGGCUGCGGCUUUUCCCGGCCCUGAGCAGGUGUGCGAAGCCGGGAGGAGAGUCGGGGAGAGCGGGCCGGGCCCGGGGCUGCGGCUGCGGCUGCGGCCCCCCCAGCCCCGCCAGCCCGAGCGCUUGGAGGUAGAGAGGAAAGGUCUGGACAGGGUGGCUGGACCAGUGGCAGACUCAAAUCCAGGCCAACUGUAUGGCUGUCUGAGGUGUUGGAACAGAAGGAAGUCCAUUCCCGUUGGUGACAACACUGUGGCCCUGUUCUGGGAUGACCGAGGUAUAAAGGUUACCCCCAAGAAAGAACAGCUGGGUCCUUGCAUCUUGUGGCAGCUGGCGUGCCCAGCACUGAGUCUGUGGGAGCUGAAGGCAGCCUGGCCCCUUCUCAUGGGCAGUGCCUACCUGUGCUGAGGUCCUGCAGCCGUGGCAAUAAGAGGAGCUGUGCAAUCAGUUGUCACUGAAAAUGUCUGACAGUCUGGAUAAUGAAGAGAAACCCCCAGCUCCCCCGCUGAGGAUGAACAGUAACAACCGAGAUUCUUCAGCACUCAACCACAGCUCCAAACCACUUCCCAUGGCCCCGGAAGAGAAGAAUAAGAAAGCCAGGCUUCGCUCUAUCUUCCCAGGAGGAGGGGAUAAAACCAAUAAGAAGAAGGAGAAAGAACGCCCAGAGAUCUCUCUUCCUUCAGACUUUGAACAUACGAUUCAUGUGGGGUUUGAUGCUGUCACCGGGGAGUUCACUAACUCCCCCUUCCAGACCUCUAGACCUGUGACGGUCGCUUCCAGUGAAUCAGAGGGAAAAAUGCCAGAUCUCUAUGGCUCACAGAUGUGCCCAGGGAAGCUCCCAGAGGGAAUCCCUGAGCAGUGGGCACGGUUACUCCAAACCUCCAACAUAACAAAACUGGAACAGAAGAAGAACCCACAAGCCGUCCUGGAUGUUCUCAAAUUCUACGAUUCCAAAGAAACGGUCAACAACCAGAAAUACAUGAGCUUUACAUCGGGAGAUAAAAGCGCACACGGAUACAUAGCAGCCCAUCCCUCGAGUACAAAAACAGCAUCAGAGCCUCCUUUGGCUCCUCCAGUGUCUGAAGAAGAAGAUGAAGAAGAGGAAGAAGAAGAAGACGACAACGAGCCCCCACCAGUUAUCGCACCGAGACCCGAGCAUACAAAAUCAAUCUAUACUCGUUCUGUGCUGGAAUCCAUUGCUUCACCAGCAGCACCAAAUAAAGAGGUCGCACCACCUUCUGCUGAGAAUGCCAACUCCAGUACUUUGUACAGAAACACGGAUCGGCAAAGGAAAAAAUCUAAGAUGACAGACGAGGAGAUCCUAGAGAAGCUAAGAAGCAUUGUGAGUGUUGGUGACCCAAAGAAAAAAUACACAAGAUUUGAAAAAAUAGGUCAAGGGGCAUCAGGUACAGUGUACACAGCGCUGGACAUUGCCACUGGACAAGAGGUGGCCAUAAAGCAGAUGAACCUUCAACAGCAGCCCAAAAAGGAAUUAAUUAUUAAUGAAAUUCUGGUCAUGAGGGAAAAUAAGAACCCCAAUAUUGUUAAUUAUUUAGAUAGCUACUUAGUGGGUGAUGAACUAUGGGUAGUCAUGGAGUACUUGGCUGGUGGCUCUCUGACUGAUGUGGUCACAGAGACCUGUAUGGAUGAAGGCCAGAUAGCCGCUGUCUGCAGAGAGUGCCUCCAAGCGCUGGACUUUUUACACUCAAACCAAGUGAUCCACAGAGACAUAAAGAGUGACAAUAUUCUUCUUGGGAUGGAUGGCUCUGUUAAAUUGACUGAUUUUGGGUUCUGUGCCCAGAUCACCCCUGAACAAAGUAAACGGAGCACUAUGGUGGGAACUCCAUACUGGAUGGCACCUGAGGUUGUAACUCGAAAAGCUUAUGGUCCGAAAGUUGAUAUCUGGUCUCUAGGGAUUAUGGCAAUUGAAAUGGUGGAAGGUGAACCCCCUUACCUUAAUGAAAAUCCACUCAGGGCAUUAUAUCUGAUAGCCACUAAUGGAACCCCAGAGCUCCAGAAUCCCGAGAGACUGUCAGCUGUGUUCCGUGACUUUUUAAAUCGUUGUCUUGAGAUGGAUGUGGACAGGCGAGGAUCUGCCAAGGAGCUUUUGCAGCAUCCAUUUUUAAAAUUAGCCAAGCCUCUCUCCAGCCUGACUCCUCUGAUUAUCGCUGCAAAAGAAGCAAUUAAGAACAGCAGCCGCUAGGACUGCGAGCCUUACCCCACACCAUCUCCCUCCUGAGUAAGACUGAACUGAAACUCUGCUGCAGGAAAAGAUGGAAGAAAAGACAGUCAACUGGGGUGGGGGGACGGGGAUCUUUAACUUUCAAAUGAAUAGAAACUUCUUAUAAGCCUUUUUCCUACUCCCUCAGAUUAUGUAAUUUAUUCGUAAGCCUGAAUCGCAGCCCGACCAGGGCAGCAAUGUCGAAGUGGCCAUCAAGUGGUCCCUUCUACCGUGAAGCGAAAGAGCCAGUAGUGAAUCCCUUCAUUUUGUGCAUUCACUUUGAAGAAAAAAAGGGUUUCUCAAAGAUGCACACUCCCUCUUCAUAGUGUUGUGUUCGUUUUUAAGUUAGAGAGUAGUCCCUCUUGCAUUCGAACCUCCUUCAAAACUCCUUACCUAAUGUGAUGUUUUUCACUUGCAUUGUCAUUAGAUGUUCAGGAAAAAAAGAUGUCAAAACUUUUUUUUUUAAAAAGAAAGCAAAAAACAAAAAGCAAAAACAAAACCAAAAAAAAAAAACCACAAAAAACAAAAACAAAAUGAAACAAACAAACAAAAAAUACCCCAGAGCAAGUACUGUGUGAACAUGUGGAAGUCCAUGCCCCUAAUAGAGUUGCAAUUUUUUAUUCUUCUUCUAUAGUGGUGGCUUGGUUUGUGUACCUGUUUUUCUGCAUUUGUAUUGGAAAAGGUUUCUUUUCAGGCAUUUUUCCAAAAGCAGAGAGGAAUAUGUAUGUUCAGGAAGGGCUUUUAAAAACUGUCCACCCAAAUAAUGCUCAAAUGGUGAGAUCCUGUCACAUUUUCACGAUCAUGCUUAAGAGAUAGUUGAUGUAUCAUUUCUAUAAACCAGCUUGUUCAUCUUCGUGAUGCCUGACAAAGGACACACUGAAACUUAUGGCCCUCCUAUUGGGUGAGUCCAGGUCCUCAACCUGGGAAACCCUGAUAGGAGAAACCAUUCUUAAAGCUGGAACUUUCUCUGGGAGCUAAAAUGAAUGCAAGAGGAGUGUGCAAUACUGAGAUCUUUGUUGGAGAGAAGGAAACAAAAAUCAAGAGACCUAAUUUAAUCCUCUCUUGUGCUUGUGGGACAUAGGUAUUAUCAAAUAGGCACAUUAGGAAGACAUAGACCCAUUAGCCAACAUUUGCUUAUGAUCAGAGUCAUGUGACAUGUUAUAACAUUUUUAAAAUGUCUUAAAAGACCUGGAGAACAGAGAUAUUGUAAGUAUUCGGCCCUGUCAGAAAUGAGAGGUCUGUGAAAACUACAUCCCAGUCAACAUUUGGCUCCAAGUACUUGCUCCCAUUUUCCCUCUGCCUCACUGAUUUCUGUUUCAGGAUAUAGCAUGGUCAGCCAUCAUCCUUUGAGCUUUUGAAUUUCAAAAACAUGUUCAGACAGAUCUGGAAAUUCUCCAGUAAAAAAAUUAAUUAGGGUUUGUACUCAUAGAUCUCAAGAAGUAGCAGUCCAACCAUGUAUCUGCUUGUUAAAAAUCUAAUGGUUGGCACUUCCUGAAUCUUCUGAGAGCAGAAAAAUAUCUGGAGGGUGGCUGCAUAGAAAAGGAUAUGUUUCUCUUUAAAUUUAUUGUCACUUUUGUAAAUUCUGCAAAGUCCCUCUCUAAGCCUUGGAGAAGCUGACAGUUGAUGCGAUAGAAGGCUUCUUGAUUUGUAACAUAUGAGAAUCUGAAUAAGAACAUAUCUACAUUCAGCAAGAGAGAGAAAGAGAUCAAUGGCCUGGGCCUCUCUUCUUCUCUGCUAAGGUACAUCUGUCCAUCUAACCAUCCAUCCAUUCCUUAAAAUGCAAGCAGUUUCUUUAAAGAGUUUCUGCUAACCAUACAGUACACGUGUUUAUGUUUAGGAAAUGGCACCAAUGGUGGAUUUCCUAUUUUCCUUUUUUUUUUUUUGAUGAUAAAAGUUGAGAGGAACUUGACCCCCCCCCUUCAGAAAACAUCCACAGUGAAAGAAAACAGAUGGGAAAAAGAAAAUUAGAUGUCAACAUUCAUUUGAAGCAUGCUGUGUUCUACUUUGCAAAAAGGUAGUUGGGCCUGAAAUUUUUAAUGCCACACUGUUCUAAUGAGAGAGAGA
Molecule: messenger RNA, 4334 nt
Organism: Lontra canadensis (Northern American river otter)
Lineage: Eukaryota; Metazoa; Chordata; Mammalia; Carnivora; Mustelidae
Gene: PAK3
Product: p21 (RAC1) activated kinase 3
Exons: 19
Coding region: 510-2252 (580 amino acids)
Biological process (GO): regulation of MAPK cascade; protein phosphorylation; regulation of actin cytoskeleton organization
Cellular component (GO): cytoplasm
Molecular function (GO): protein serine/threonine kinase activity; ATP binding
Source: RefSeq, a predicted model, not a curated record